Nymphaea colorata (pocket water lily) is the source of this 3128-nucleotide messenger RNA. Its product is annotated as AAA-ATPase At2g46620-like. The coding region runs from base 766 to 2163 and encodes 465 amino acids. Lineage: Eukaryota; Viridiplantae; Streptophyta; Magnoliopsida; Nymphaeales; Nymphaeaceae. Gene Ontology annotation, molecular function: ATP hydrolysis activity; ATP binding. The transcript has a single exon. The record is from RefSeq and is a predicted model, not a curated record.
GAGCUUAGGGGUAUAAAAGCCGAUCCGCUCUCUCAUCUUUCUCAGUAUGGUUUCUCCCUUCCUCUCGCUCUCUGCUCUCGAUUCUGUUUGCUUUCUUCUUCGUUCGAUUGAAUACCAUCGAAUACACUAGAUUUCAGUUUUUCCCCCCAUUUCUGAUUAGUCCUGCUUCUAUCUUGCUGCUGGUUUUUCUUUUCAACUGGCUUGACGAAGAAACGGGCCUUUGGACGAAGUCUUCGAAGCGCGUUCAGCCCGUUUGGAACACCACCACCACCGCCGUCGUCAUCGUCAAUAAAGCGAAUCUUAUUCCGCAGCCGCCCAAAAGGGAAAUCGAGAAGCUUGACGUUUCUCGUCACCGGUUUCACACCCAUCAGCAACCUGCCCUUCUCUUCGUCAUUCACUGAGCAGCAGCAGCAGCGGCAGCAGCAGCGCAACGUUGAAGCAGAAGAAGGCUUUGUUGUAUUUCUUAAAGGGACAAAAGGAAAUCGAUGGGUGUGUUUCGGGUAUAGGCAUCGAAAUCUGGUUUCUUUGCGAGGCGACGAGGAAGGGAGAGGGAUGGAACAGUCGGAACCCGAUCAUUAGGGUCCACGGCGUGCUCUCUCUCUCUCUCUCUCUCUCCCCCUUGGGCGUCAUCGUCGAUUCCUCCGCGGGUUCUCCAAGGCUUUGGCCGUGGUGUCAUCCAUCGAUUCAUCGUCAUCGCCGUCGUCGUGUUUCCCGUGAGAAAUACUGGCGGGGUUUCUGCGUUUUCCAGGCGGGUUGGAAGGAAACAUGGCAUCUGGGGACGUCUUCCUCUUCCUUUUCUGCUGCUUGCAGACACUCAUCAUCUCUGUCCUCCUCUUCUUCCUCAUCCGGCGGAGACGUGGCGAGGAUGAGCGGAGCCGAUUCUACCAGUGUUACCGAAUACCCGAAUUCGACGGCGACGGGCUUCGCGAGAACGGACUCUACCGCCGGGUUUCCGUGUACAUCAACUCGCUCCCGGCGGCCGAGGACUCCGAGCUCGCGAACCUCUAUACCCCACGGAACUCGACCGAGAUGACUCUCCGCCUCGAAGCCAACCGCUCUGUGGAGGAUUCGUUCCUGGGGGCCAAGAUGUGGUGGAAAAACGAGGAGGACGGACAGGGGAAUCGGUCCUUCGUGCUCAGCGUUCGUCGGAAGGACAAGUCGGGGCUGCUCCGGCCGUACCUCCAGCACGUCCAGGCCGUUGCCGACGAGAUCACAAGCCAGAGGAAGGAGCUCCGCAUCUUCAGUAACUCGGGCAAGCGGUGGCGGUCCGCUCCCUUCCGCCACCCGGCGACGUUCGAGACGGUGGCCAUGGAACCCGAGGUGAAAAAGGGCCUCAAAUCCGACCUAGAAUCUUUCGCCAAAGGCCGCCAGUACUUCCACCGCGUUGGCCGCACAUGGAAGCGCGGCUACCUCUUCUACGGCGUUUCGGGAACCGGCAAAUCGACGACGAUCGCGGCCAUGGCAAAUCUCCUCGGUUACGACCUCUACGUUAUGGAACUGUCGCACAUCGCAGACGAUUCGGAGCUCAAGAUCCUCCUCCAGCAGAUCAGUGGACGCACUAUUCUCGUUGUCGAGGACCUCGACGAUUUCUUCCCCGGGAUCGUGGGCGAGGACCCCGACGGGGGAAGGACGACCGGCGUGACGAUCUCCGGCCUGCUGAAUAUGAUGGACGGCAUCUGGUCCUGUUGCGAGGAACAGAGGAUCAUGGUGUUGACGAUGGGCAGCAAGGACGGGAUCGAUCCGACGGUGCUCCGUCCGGGCAGGCUCGACGUUCAUAUCCACUUUCCAGUCUGCACCUUUCCGGCUUUCAAAACCCUCGCCUCCAACUACCUCGGCGUGAAGGACCACAAGCUCUUCACCCACGUCGAGGAGCACCUCCAGACAGGGGCGUCCCUCACCCCGGCUGAGAUCGGAGAGAUCAUGAUCGUCAACCGGAGCUCGCCCAGCCGAGCAUUGAAGUCCGUCAUCAACGCCCUGCAAUCAAGUAGCCGACCGGCUAGAAAAUCCGACAACGUCCACCCGAGUGAGAACUUCGCCGUAUUGCCAGAUUCCAGCCAUAGUUUCAAUUCGCUCUCGGAGUUCAGAAAGUUGUACAAGUUCCUCAGGACGAAGAGCCAAAGGAAACCACCACAAUUGUCAUUCGACCAUUCUAAAGAAUCCUGAAUCAGGCAAACCGAAGAAGAGUCGUCGGCUCCUGUCGCCGGAAACUGGCGACACGCUUCGUUUUUCGACCUUUCCACUUCAUCAGAUUUGUUGGACGAAAGUUAAAAACAGUCCCAACUAUAUUUUGUUCGUUUCAUUUUCCGUCUAUUGAUAUCAUCAUCCUUGCUUGUAGAAAUGAAAACAGAAUGGUUCCUGUAGAAUUAAAAGAUUUUUUUUUCCAGUUCUAGAACUGAUGAUUGCUGCAGUGGAUUCAUCCAGAACAUCCAAAAGAUUUCUCGAAACCGGAAAAUGGCAUUUGAAGAAUAGAGAAAUGUUUAGUUUGGCAGUUCAAGGACGGUCGAUGAUUGGCGUUGGGAUAUUCGUUGGGAACAUAGAAACGAUUCUUCAUUUCGUCCCGUGUGGGCUAUGUGGAAACUCUAUGCAGUAUGGGACACUCUUUCGUGAACGAGGGGUUUGGGUCGAGAACUGUUCUUGCCCUCUGCUUUUCCGCAACUUUUUUUUCCUCUGUAACAAAUGUUCUUGCUUCUUUUUCGCUGAGCGGAUUCCUUCCAGCCGGAAUAUUCUCAUCUCUUAUUUUUCUCCUCAUUUGUUGCAGAUUUGGGUAGACUUUUGUCUCCAUCAAAAAAGAAAAGAAACUCAGAAAAAUUGUGUGAAGUCUCCAACGUGAUGAGAGGGAGCGGGGUCCCAUUAAAAUAAAAAUCUUCUGUUCGUCUUCUCCUACCAUUCAAUGGCCAGUUAUCGAUCUUCAGCUACCCAAAGAAGAAUCCCACUCAAGUUAGUGGCCGAUGUUUCUACCUAACGAAGAUGGUUUAAGUUCCCAAGUUUUUUCAGAUAAUAGACUUUUAGUUAUUUACCUUUCGAAAGGUUUUACAUUUUUUUAUUUUCAAAUAAAGUUACUUGUAAACAUAAGGUCUCAGUUGGUAACAUAAUAUUAUAAAGUAAGGGGCAAACUACUCUGUUCUGUC